Aplysia californica (California sea hare) is the source of this 5001-nucleotide messenger RNA. RefSeq names its product multiple coagulation factor deficiency protein 2 homolog. The record is from RefSeq and is a predicted model, not a curated record. The coding region runs from base 115 to 750 and encodes 211 amino acids. NCBI's taxonomy places the organism in Eukaryota, Metazoa, Mollusca, Gastropoda, Aplysiida, Aplysiidae. The transcript is spliced from 4 exons. Gene Ontology annotation, molecular function: calcium ion binding.
GGCCUGUGUGUGUACAUAACAGAAGUUAGAGACACCUCAUCACUUAUCACAACCACGCACGUUAAUCUAACAUAUUGAAACCGGUUUUCCUUACGUAUACCGAAUUUGGUCAUAAUGAAGGUUUGCAUCGCAAUAGCCAUCCUUUCCUUUGUUCAUCUGUCUGUACAACAACCUCCUGGUGUGCCACCUCAUCAGGGACAGCCUCCUCAGCACAUGCAACAACAACAACAACAACAGCAGCAGCAGCAGCAGCAGCAGCAGCAUCACCAACAGCAGCCGCAGCAUCAACAGCAGCAAGGAGGACAUGGUCACGGGCAUCAUGGAAAGCCUCUGGAGUUUUCGUCUGAAGUGCAUAAUGCAGAUCACAUCCUGGAGCAUCUGGAGAAGGUGGUGUCCACCAAGUCCAAAGACCAGAUGACGGAGGAGGAGCUGGAGUUCCAUUACUUCAAGCUCCACGACUAUGACAACAACAACAAACUGGAUGGAGUGGAGAUUGGUAAAGCUCUCACACAUUUCCAUGAUGAGAACGCAGCCGCUAACACCAAAGUGUUUGGUGACGAUGAGAUAUCCAAUAUUGUGGACUCUGUGAUUCAGGAUAACGACGAGGACAAUAAUGGCUACAUCGAGUAUUUUGAGUUCAAGAGGAAACAAGAACAGUCUAGACAGGCACAGCCGCAACAGGGCCAACAACAGCAACAGCAACAACAGCAACAGCAACAACAACAGCAACAGCAACAGCAUCACCCGUAGUGUGUUGGCGUGUUUAGCUAUAGCCUUUAUGGUUUUGAUUGUCAUUGGUUGUUUGUAUGUUUGAAAUGUUUUUGCUUCGAUUAGACAGUUGAUCUUUACCGCCAUGAAAUCCUGUUCUUGUUAUGUCAUUCUCUUACUCUGACAUCUCUUAUACAAGUAUACACGUUUUUGUAAACAAAAGAGUAAGUACGAAAUGUAUUCUACUUUUGGUGGUAAUUUUUAUUUUUAUAGUUGGUUUCGCACUUACUUUUGACAUCACCCUUUUACUAUUUUAUUUCAAAAUGCAAUUGAAUCAAUAUGAAUAAGUAGGAGACGCUUUUUGUUUCACGUAUACAGUUUUAGAACGAUCAAAGUAAGAACAGGUUAGAAUAGGAUGAAACGGGUUGGAAAGAUUACAGAUUUAACAGUUGUUUUGUUUAAUUGUUGUGAAUGAUAUGUCUGAGGGAAAUUGUAUUGGUGGGGAUGUAGAACGUGCAAAUAUAUCGAGGAUGUAUUUCUUUGGUAUUUUUGUUGUUGAUCUCUUAUUGUCUCUCUUUUAAAGAGUUUUUUUUAAUGAUUUAAGUUAGGGUUUGGCGUGUGUGUUAAUUUUGAUUUCUUCCGAUUGUAUUUGUGAGUCAUGAUGCCAAUAAGGGCCAGUAGUUCUGUAUGCGUUAUUGCAUGCUACCUCAAAUAGUAGAGACUUAAAAACUGCAUGUUUUAUAGCAAAAUACAUUACUUGUUGUGUAUUCUCCAGCAGAUUGAGUUGUAUUUUUUAUCUGUCUGUUUUGUUAUGUGCUGUCCAUGCAGGUUGAUUUUUUUUUCAGCACAAUGUCUCAUAAAGUUAAGAGUAUCGGUGACAUGUAGAUGCAUGACACAGAGGAAGGAAAGGGUUGGAUUUUUUUGUUUACUCCCCAGGUUUUGUAUUAACACUCCUAAUAAUUCUUUGUAAGUAACAUUCCGAAGACAAAUGUUUUUAUUUAAUGAGAACCUAGAGAUACAUUCCACAUCUAUGGUUGUCCCUUGUGAUUGCUUAGUAAUUGUUGAAAUAGAUUUUUGCACUCCUGUAUUUUUUUUUCCAGAAGUGCCCAUUUUGACAGCUUUUUUGGAGGUCCUGCCUUUAAAUGACCAAACCCUGUUGAAAGGGAUGGGAUCUCACACCAUGUCUACAAAUGUAUCCACACAGUACUGUUUUUCUCUUAAAAGUAUUUGCCAAAAAAUUUUCCCUUUGUCGAAUUAAUUCAACAUGAAAUUUAUUUAAUUUUUUUAAUAUUUAGACUCAAACCACCAUUCCUAAUUUUGUUGUGCACAGAUGUUAUGUUAAGAGCUUAUUACCUGUUUGAACAGUGUUCUGGAUGGUUGAGGGAAGCUUCUUUAAAAAAAAAGUCGAGGGCAAGUACUUUGUUAUUUUAUUGGGGAAUUAAGUCCCGAUGUGUGUGACAACUUGAUGUGAUUUGUUUGAUAAUGAUAAUUGCUAAAACAUUAUCAGAAAUGUAACUUACAGUAUCAAAAUAUAGACAUCAGUAAUGAAACUUACAGUAUCAAAAUAUAGACCAUGUUGAUAGAACUUCUUACAAUUUUUUUACCUCACAAUUGGAUUACUCGUGUACUGUUGUUUUUUUUACAUACUUUUUAUUACACAUUAUUAUUAGUUCACAAUUAAUCAAAAUGUUUCCUUUAAAAACGCUUGGUAGUGUCACGAAAUCAGUUCUAUAUCCUUGGCUUCUAUUUCCUUACUAGGAGACUCUAAGUUUUCCAUUUUCUUGUGCCUCUUUCCUGUACAGGACGUUUGUGGCUAAACUGUUCGCUGUUAUGUUCAAGAAAUAGGAAUUUGAUUUUUGUUUUAGAAGAUUUAUUUUGUCUAAUUUCUCUGUUUUUCUUCUUUAGUGGAAUGAUGUAUUUCUCUCAGCGCAGGUUGGCUCUGACAGACAAGGUGGAAGCAGCCUGCUGCAUCUAGAAUAUAUUCAUGGGGCUUUAGAACAGUUCCAAUAAUUUUGUGUAGGUUUCUUAUACAUCAGUAUAAGGAACAGGUUCUGAGAUGGAUUAUUUCCUUUCAGGAUAUAAAAAAUAUUUCUAACAAAUUGUGACUGGUUUUUGUGCAGGUGAACCAAAAGUUUGUGUACGCAAAAAGGAGUCAGCCUCUUCAUUUACAUGUUUUCUGUCGUCUAUUGCUUUCAUGACCUUCAGCUUUUUAACAAGUUUUCUUUACCUUUAAUGCACUAAAAGCUAAUGUGUUGUUUCAAUGUUAUCUUUAAGAGCCAGUACAGACUAUGUUAAGUUUACACAUGGUCUUCCCUCAGCAGCCAGAGACAAUUACUUUGAACUGUAAGCACCUACAUAGUUUCCAUGUCCGUCGUAGCUUGCAUUUAUUUGCUGUUCAAUGCAAUGUCAUAGCUUUGUAGGCAGUGUGUCUAAUGUGUGAGCUACAUUUUACGAGCAGAUAUAUUCAUUAUAUAGAACAGAUGAUGGCUUGACUGACCUUGUUGGAGUGUACUCACCGUAAAGAACUACUGUUCAUUCCUUGUGCUUGUUACAUUUAAAGUUGGUAUUUGAUGUGCUCUGGACCGUUAUUUUCUUGUUGUUUUCAAUGGCUGUUUUUUUUUGUUGUAUAUCAAAAUUCGCUCUGAUAUGGGGGGAGGGGGGGGGGGGGUUCAGGGCUUUCCUUCUACUCACUGAGAUGGGUAUUAUUUUUCAAAGUCGUGCCACUUAAAUACCUUGCAGUGUUAAAAGAAGUGUUUAGUCCAUACAGUUUUUUUUAUUUUUUAAACUUUAACAAGCUGUUACUUCUGUGAUUAUUACUGGAGCUGUCUGUCAAUAGUGCUGUUGUUUUACAGGACAAGUAGAAAAUAAAACAUGAUAAUCAAAACAUGUGGACCCUGACAUUCUAUUGUAAGUCAGAUUUUGGAGGGUAAAGUGAAUUUUUGCAGCAAGGAAAUUACCUGAAUGCAUCUAAAAAUGUUUACGGUAUUAGAACUCGUGUGCAUUCCUCUUUGUUGAAAUCAGGCCAUAUGAGUCUUUCUAUAGGUCUCUUAAACAUGAGGUCUGAAGUGGGACAAAGAUUGUCUUGAUAAAGGCAUUUUUCUUCUCUUAUUUAUAUUACCACUCAGUUAUUUCUGUAUAAUGUUUUGAUUUUUCUGAGGUUUAAAUGACCCAUGACCGCUAUUGUAUUUCACUUCUUUCAGCUUUGAAAGAAAGUUAAGUUUGGUCUACUGUGUAAGGCAUAAGUGUUGUGUGAUAAGGACAUACUACGCAUUUUGUUUUGUGGUUACUUUACACCCGAAACUCACAACUAUCAAAACUAGUCCCUUAUGGUUUUUUCUGAUUUGUUUUAAAGUUUAUAAAGAUUUGUGUUGUUGUUUUUAUUUGUGUCCAUGACAGUAACAUGUGGUGGUGGAUGAAUAUUUAUUUACAGAUUCAUAUAUUACAAAAUUGUGAUUCAAUGUGAUGCCUGUCGUUGGUGAAAAUGAUUAAUCUCAUUUUAUGUUCUAGAAAAGUUUUCAAGUCAUGCCUCGUUUGUUUGCUUCGAAAGAAUGUCUACUUUUGUUUUAUAUGUCACAGUUUAUUUUUCCAUUGUUUUUUUUGUGAGUCACAUUUUCUCUUGUCUUUUCUUUUCCUUGUGUUUUUAAUUUUUAUGGGAAUGUCUUUGUUGUGUACUUGUAUUACGUACCUGUGUGUUUAUGUUUGUUGUGUGUAGUUUUGGUGGGCGCUGAGUCGAUUUACCGCCUCUACUUCUCACCUGUGCUGUUUGCCAUUAUGUAUCUGUUGUCCCUCCACUCUACAACACUAUUUUACCAUGGUUGUGGCUACUUACUUCUCUUUACCCCAGACUCUUUAUUUGCCACCUGACGCUUGCUUAUUUAAGUUUUAAAAUGUAAUUCCCCCCAAAAUUGAAACGUCUUUUAUUUCCCUUUUCGUGUUGAGAAACUGUUUGCUAACAUUGCACUGUCAGUUUUGGUCGAAUGUCUCGUGCAUUUGUAUUUUGAAAGUUGACCUUGUCACAGAAUGAUGGUGUGUGUGUGUGGCUGCCAUGAUGCCUCCACAGUAUGACCACGUGAUCGUCUGGCCUUGUUCUUGUCUUGUCCUUGUUGCUUGAACAUCUGACAAGCGUGUGUUCUGGAAUUUCGAGAAGUAUUGGCAAGGUGGACAAAAUAUGAUCUGACAGCUGUGCUGUUUAUGACGUGACUUGUCUCAAGUGUAUAAGCGAAAAAAAAUAUAGCGUCAAAAACUUGCACCUAAUAAAAAGCAAGUGGUACUUUUAUAUUUAACAAACAAAAA